This is a messenger RNA of Orussus abietinus, 533 nucleotides long. RefSeq lists its product as uncharacterized. Gene Ontology annotation, molecular function: monocarboxylic acid transmembrane transporter activity. The record is from RefSeq and is a predicted model, not a curated record. Lineage: Eukaryota; Metazoa; Arthropoda; Insecta; Hymenoptera; Orussidae. The coding region runs from base 141 to 533 and encodes 130 amino acids. The transcript has 3 exons.
GUCUUCAGGCCGUAACCGGAGUGGUCUUCUUGACAUUUAUCUUAGGAACGUUUUAUCGUAGCGCAUCUUUGUAUCAUCCCCAAAGAAGAGCAAUUCUUCAUCUAAAAAACCAAAAAAGAAAAAUCAAGGAUAAAAAUAAAAUGGAUGACAAACCACCCUUUUUCGACUUCAGUACUCUCCGUAGUAAAACAGUAAGGAUAUUGUUAGUAUCGACAGGGAUAUCGGCCUUUGGGAUCAAUACACCAAUAUUUUAUUUGGCUCACCAAGCCGAAGAAGAAGGUUUGGGUGAUAUGGUGGUACUUCUCCAAGCAUACCUUGGCUUAGCUUGGACUCUUGGAUGCGUUGCCUUUGGUCUUUUGGUGGUUAAUCACAGCGUGGAAUGCAGAAUAGCCAGACAGUAUCUGACGCAGGCUGCAGUGUUCAUGUGUGGAUUGUGCAUCCUUGCACUUACUGCAGUCCACGGGAACUAUCAUGGCUAUGUCAUGUUUACUUGGAUUUACGGCAUCCAGCCCUCGAAAAGUUUCACCGAGUAG